AUGGAACCCCUACACAAUGAAGAGAAGAUUUAUCAGCUAAAUAACAGCCUACUACAGAACUACAGAAAAGAAGAAGAAUUCUGGAAACAACGUAGCAGACAGUUGUGGCUAACACUAGGGGAUUCAAAUACGGCUUAUUUUCACGCAACAACUAAGGCGAGGCAAGCAAGGAAUAGGCUAUCAAGAUGCAGAAGGACACCAACUACAGAGGAGAUCAAAGAAGCUACCUUCUCCAUACACCCCGACAAGGCACCAGGGCCAGACGGAUUCUCGGCCAGCUUCUUCCAAGCUAACUGGGAUGUCAUCGGACCAGCAGUUGUCCAAGAAAUCAAAGGCUUCUUCGAAACUGGAUACCUCCGAGCCUCGCAAAAUGAAACACACGUAAGGUUAAUACCCAAACAUACGGGAGCUAAAGAAGUAGGAGACUACAGACCCAUAGCCCUAUGUAACGUGUUCUUCAAGAUAAUUUCGAAGAUGCUAUCAUUGAGACUACAGCCGGUACUACAAGAGAUAAUUUCUGAGAACCAGUCAGCGUUCACAGCAGGAAGGGCAAUCUCAGACAAUGUUCUUAUAACACAUGAGGUCCUACACUACCUAAAGAUGUCUCAGGCUCAAGUAAGAUGCACUAUGGAGGUUAAGACAGACAUGUCUAAGGCAUACGAUAGGGUAGAGUGGAGUUUCCUAACUCAAGUAAUGCAACGGAUGAGGUUUCACAGCAUUUGGAUCAACUGGAUAAAACAAUGCAUAGCUACGGUUUCCUACUCCUAUCUCAUUAACGACACAUCUCAAGGUUCAGUUAUACCGCAAAGGGGAAUAAGACAGGGAGAUCCCCUGUCCGCCUAUCUAUUUAUUUUAUGCGGUGAGGUACUAUCAGGGCUAUGUACAAGAGCAAAGGAAAGAGGAACCUUACGUGGGAUAAAAGUUGCCAGAAAUUGCCCGGAGGUGAAUCAUCUGCUGUUCGCAGAUGAUACAAUGUUCUUCUGCCAAGCGACAAAAGAGAACUGCAUCACCCUCAAAGCAAUCCUCCUACAAUAUGAAGAAGCCUCUGGUCAGAGAAUAAACAAGGACAAAUCAUCCAUCACGUUCUCAACAAAAACACCAAAGGAGAAAAGAGACAUGGUAAAAGAGAUGAUGGAGAUUCAAAAAGAAGGAGGGUCAGGGAAAUACCUAGGACUGCCGGAGCACUUUGGCAGGAGGAAACGAGAUUUGUUUACUUCAAUAGUAGAUCGCAUUAGACAAAGAGCAGCUACCAGGUCCACAAGAUUCCUCUCUAAAGCCGGAAAACUCACGAUGCUGAAGUCAGUACUCACGCCCAUACCAGUCUAUUCAAUGUCAUGUUUUGAGCUACCUGCAAGCUUGUGCAAACGUAUACAGUCAGUGUUGACUCGAUACUGGUGGGAUGAUUCGGAAGAAAAGAAGAAGAUGUGCUGGGUAAGCUGGGAUAAGAUGACAAAAACAAAGGCAGAGGGAGGAUUGGGAUUCAGAGACAUACAUCUAUUCAAUCAGGCCCUACUCGCAAAACAGACAUGGAGAAUCAUCACAAAGCCCAAUUGUCUACUGGCUAGAAUCCUACUAGGUAAGUACUGCCAUAAGCAAUCAAUCCUAAACGUAGAAGCCCCAUCAGCGUGCUCACACGGCUGGAGAAGCAUUCUACAUGGAAGAGAUCUACUGAAAGGGUACCUAGGAAAAGCUAUAGGAAACGGGCAGACAACCCGAGUUUGGCAAGACUCAUGGAUCUCUUUGACGGAACAAGUGAAACCAUAUGGUCCUAUCCCUGAGGCAGACCUAGACCUAACAGUCGCUGACCUACUAACAGAUGAUAUGCAAUGGAACACUAAAAGAGUCAAAGAGAUAUUACCUCUCUUCGAGGAGCAGAUACUACGCAUCCAACCAAGCCAAGCAGGAACAGAAGAUAUCAUCAUCUGGCAGCCAUCGAGCUCAGGCAUAUACUCUACGAAAUCAGGCUACUCAGUAGCCUCCAGAGCCAGAAGCCACAUCAUAGAAGCAGAGACUUUCGAUUGGAUCAAAGACGUCUGGUCUAGCCACUGCUCCCCAAAGAUGAAAGUAUUCACGUGGUCUAUCAUCCAACGAGCACUACCACUGGGCGAUAACCUACAAAACAGAGGUAUAAAGGCACAAGAAAAGUGUAUCAGAUGCAAUGAACUAGAGACAACAAAGCACAUCUUCUUCGAGUGCCCUUUUGCUAAGGAAGUGUGGAAAAGAAUACCGAUUGAGAAGGAAGUCAUCAUAACCUCAUCAAUGGAUUUCAAAGACGCCGUGAUCGCCUUCGGAAAAAGCAUAUGUCUUCCCCCGUCAGGUAUAACUUCUCCAAUUCUGGCGUGGAUAUGUUGGUCACUCUGGAUCGCUAGGAACAACCAGAUCUUCAAGAAGCGACUUCUAACACAAGAAGAAGUAGCCACAAAAGGGAUUCGAUUAGCAAGGGAAUGGAGCUCAGCCCAAUCACCGAAGAUUAAAGGAAACAAAGGCUUACCGAGAGACCAUCUACACAAGACAAGCAGAGUGAGGGAUCCUCGAACCCUAAUCUGCAGAACAGAUGCAUCUUGGGAUAAAUCAACAGGCAAGGCAGGGUUGGCUUGGAUCAUAUCGGAAGGGACAAGCAACAUCAAGAAGCAAGGAGCUACUACUCAGGAGUUCGUCGCAUCACCUCUCGUCGCAGAAGCCUUGGCUCUCCGACUUGGAAUCAUCGCAGCAGGGAAUCUCGAUCUCCAAAAGAUCAUGAUGCUCUCUGACAACCAAACGCUCAUCAGAGCAAUCAACAACGGCAUGCAGAUCAAAGAAAUCUAUGGAAUCGUCAAGGAUAUCCAGCAAAUUUCUUCUGCUUUCACCGAUAUCUCUUUCUGUUUUCUCCCCCGUCUGGAAAUCUAUGGAAUCGUCAUUAGGACGACACGCGCCUCUUCCGCCUCAACUUGA
Molecule: messenger RNA, 2931 nt
Organism: Raphanus sativus (radish)
Lineage: Eukaryota; Viridiplantae; Streptophyta; Magnoliopsida; Brassicales; Brassicaceae
Exons: 2
Coding region: 1-2931 (976 amino acids)
Molecular function (GO): RNA-DNA hybrid ribonuclease activity; nucleic acid binding
Source: RefSeq, a predicted model, not a curated record